AUGUUCUCAUUCACAAGGACACUCGGCGCUCGCCUGUCAGGCGUCACCGCAAGAUUCGCCUCCACAGCCGCCAAUGCCGCCAAGCCAACAUACAAAGCGCCAGCAUCUGUCACAGUACCAACUCAGUUCAAACCCAACACCAAGGGACAGGGAUUGAUGCAGCUUAUCGCCAAGGAGGAAGUCAAGCGUAUGGGUGCCGACGGGCGCUCGAAACUUUUCAACAAGUCUCACCCCGACUGCCUCCGCGCCGGUGAUGUUGUCCUUGUUGAGACCCUCAACUCGAUGUCGGCAGACAAGACCAGCACAUUCGUCGGUGUUCUCAUUGCUAUGGAUCGCAGGGGUCUUCACAGCAACUUUACCGUCCGCAACGUUGUGUUGAAGGUCGGCGUCGAGAUGAAAUAUAUGCUCUACUCGCCUAUGAUCAAGUCAGUCAGGAUCAUGAAGCGUGGAGAGGGAUUCAGGAGGGCGAAGCUUUUCUACCUGCGCGACAACCCAGGCCGUGCCUUCCGUCUGGAAGGUUUGGUCAAGCAGGACAAGGCAGCUCAGGCCAAGAAGGCGGCCAAGUCGGCAUAA
Linnemannia hyalina is the source of this 573-nucleotide messenger RNA. Lineage: Eukaryota; Fungi; Mortierellomycota; Mortierellomycetes; Mortierellales; Mortierellaceae. The record is from the annotation of a GenBank genome assembly.